Messenger RNA from Elephantulus edwardii (Cape elephant shrew), 960 nucleotides. RefSeq names its product olfactory receptor 1038-like. The transcript has a single exon. Gene Ontology annotation, cellular component: membrane. NCBI's taxonomy places the organism in Eukaryota, Metazoa, Chordata, Mammalia, Macroscelidea, Macroscelididae. The coding region runs from base 1 to 960 and encodes 319 amino acids. Gene Ontology annotation, molecular function: G protein-coupled receptor activity; olfactory receptor activity; odorant binding. Gene Ontology annotation, biological process: G protein-coupled receptor signaling pathway; sensory perception of smell. The record is from RefSeq and is a predicted model, not a curated record.
AUGGCUGGUGCUAAUCUCAGUUACGUCACUGAAUUCAUUCUCAAAGGGAUCACAGAUCGUCCAGAGCUCCAGGCCCCAUGUUUUGUGAUAUUUUUGGUCAUCUACCUGGUCACGGUUGUGGGAAAUAUUGGCUUGAUUAUCUUAAUCAGGAUUGACACUCGACUCCACACACCCAUGUACUAUUUCCUCAGCCACCUGGCCUUUGUCGACUUCUGUUACUCCUCUGCCAUCACCCCGAAGAUGAUGAUGAACUUCGUCGUGCAGGUCAACACUAUCCCUUUCUACGCAUGUGCAACACAGCUGGGCUGCUUCCUCACCUUCAUGAUCACCGAGUGCUUCCUUUUGGCUUCCAUGGCUUACGAUCGCUAUGUGGCCAUCUGCAGUCCCCUGCACUAUUCAGUCCUGAUGUCCAAAAGAGUCUGCACUCAACUCGUGGCUGUGCCCUAUAUUUACAGCUUUCUGGUUGCCCUCUUCCACACCAUUGUCACCUUCCGUCUAACUUACUGUGGCCCCAACAUAAUCAACCAUUUCUAUUGCGAUGACCUGCCCCUCUUAGCUCUGUCAUGUUCCGACACACACGUGAAGGAAAUUCUGAUCUUUGCUUUUGCUGGCUUUGAUAUGAUCUGCUCGUCCUCCAUUGUUCUCAUCUCCUACCUCUUCAUUAUUGCGGCCAUCCUGAGGAUCCGCUCCACCCAGGGAAGACUCAAGGUCUUCUCCACGUGUGGCUCUCAUAUGGUGGCUGUCACGAUUUUCUACGGCACACUGAUCUUCAUGUACCUACAGCCCAAAUCAAACCACUCCCUGGACACCGACAAAAUGGCCUCGGUAUUUUACACUGUGGUGAUCCCUAUGUUGAAUCCUCUCAUCUACAGUCUAAGGAACAAAGAAGUAAAAGAAGCCUCAAAGAAAGCCUGGCAUAAAGGAUGUGAAACUGUAAAGUUAUUGCAAUUACGAAGAUGA